Molecule: messenger RNA, 1473 nt
Organism: Coccomyxa subellipsoidea C-169
Lineage: Eukaryota; Viridiplantae; Chlorophyta; Trebouxiophyceae; Coccomyxaceae
Exons: 8
Coding region: 1-1473 (490 amino acids)
Cellular component (GO): membrane
Molecular function (GO): acetyl-CoA transmembrane transporter activity
Source: RefSeq, a predicted model, not a curated record
AUGGCGCUGCUUGUGAUGCUGUAUGCUAUGCAAGGAGUGCCGCUGGGUCUUACACUGGGCAGCAUGCCGUUCCUCUUGCAAGCCAAUGCAUCCUACACUGCAAUUGGCAUCUUCAGCCUGGCCAGCUAUCCAUACUCCUUCAAACUGCUGUGGAGCCCCAUCGUUGACUCGGUGUACUCCAGAACAUUUGGGCGACGGAAGUCCUGGGUGGUGCCGAUACAGCUAGCGAGUGCGGCGCUGAUGCUGAUGAGCGCUGACUGGGCGGAGCAGCGGUUGAAGGAGGCGGAUAUUGUGUCUAUCACGUCUCUGUUCUUUGUGCUGGUGCUGCUCGCCGCCACACAGGACAUUGCUGUGGACGGCUGGGCGCUUACGCUGCUUUCCAGGCACCACAUUGGGUAUGCGUCGACGUGCCAGACGGUGGGCAUGAAUAUCGGCUACUUCUCCUCCUUCACGGUGUUCCUGGCGCUGAACGACGCCGACUUCUGCAACAAGUACCUGCGCGCCAGCCCCGCGCCGGAGGGCCACCUGACGCUCGCCAUUUACCUGCGCGCCUGGGGCUGGGCCUACACGGCCGCCACGCUGCUCAUCGCCGCGCUCAAGCGGGAGUUCAACUUCCCCGCCAUGGAGGACGGGGAGGCGCAUGGCAAGGGGGAGGGAGAGGAGCGUGAGGUGGGGAUCCGGGAGGCAUACGGGCAGCUGUGGAGCGUGGUGCGGCUGCCGGCGGUGCGCAAGCUGGCGCUGGUGCUGCUGGCCUUCAGGCUGGGCAUGCUGCCCGCCGAGCUGGCCGCGCCGCUCAAGCUGCUGGAGAAGGGGGUCUCCAAAGAAGCCCUCGCCGGCCUGGUGCUGAUAGAGUUUCCGUGCGAGCUGGUCUCGGCGGUGGUGGCGGGCCGGUGGGCGGCCAGCAGCAGCCCCCUCAAGCCCUGGCUCUUCGGCUACCAGGCCCGCCUCGUCAUGGCAGCCGUCGUCACUGCCAUCGUGUACCAGUUCCCCUCGGGGGCGAAUUCUCUGGGGGACCACCCGUGGUGGUUUGGCGCGCUGGCGGCGGCGGGGUUAGUUACCUCGUUCACGUCGACGCUCAUGUUCACGGCGCUGGGCAGCUUCUACAACCGCAUCAGCGACCCCGACAUGGGCGGCGCCUACCUCACCCUCCUCAACACCAUCGCCAACAUGGGUGUGGUGCUGCCAAAGCUGAUGCUGUUUGCGCUGGUGGAUCUGCUGACGGCGCGCACCUGUGUGGGGGCGGACCCCUCGCUAUCCGCGCAUGCAUGCCCGCACUCGCGCACGGCCGGCCGCGCCGGCAACGCCUGCACGCGCGCGGGCGGCGAGUGCGCGGUUAGUCGCGAUGGUUAUUACGCGCUCUCCUAUGGCGCUGUCAUUGUCGGCGCGGUGCUUUUCCUGUGGUUCCGCCGUAUCAUGCCCCGGCUCGAGGCGCUCCCGCUCGACCAGUGGCACGCCAAGAAGCGGCGCCAGUAA